AUGAAUCUGAAACUCCCUCGAGCCCUGCGCAUCGCCAUCCUUGAGUGCGAUACUCCGCUCCCGGAGACUAAGAAGAGAUUUCAUGGUUAUGGCGGUGUGUUUGAGUUCUUGCUCCGGUCAGGGGCCAGAGCCUUGGGUCGAGCCGACUUGGAUCCCGACAAUCGCCUCGAGUUCUCCUUCUGGCAGGUUGAGUUGAACCCGGACCAGUAUCCCGAUCCCGACGACAUUGAUGCCAUUUUGAUUACGGGUUCCAGACACGACUCCUUCGCCGACACGCCCUGGAUCAACAAGCUGGUCGACUAUACAGCGAAGAUCCUGUCCGAAACGAGCGUCCGUGUCAUCGGCGUGUGCUUUGGCCACCAGAUCGUAGGGCGGGCUCUGAAAGCUGAUGUUGGGCGGAAUCCCCAGGGCUGGGAGGCAGCUGUGAAUGAUGUCCAGCUGUCGGAGAAGGGCAAGGAAGUGUUUGGCGUUGACAAGAUUCGCCUCCACCAAAUGCACCGCGACUGUGUCUUCUACUAUCCAGAAGGCGUAGAGGCACUCGGCUCCUCUCCUGUCUGCAAGGUCCAAGUCAUGUAUUCACCAAAGCGACUCCUGACCGUGCAGGGCCACCCCGAGUUCAAUCAGGAAAUCAUGACCGAAAUCAUCAACACGCGACAUGCUACAGGUAUUUUCGAUGACAAGGCAUAUAAGGAAUAUAUGAAGAAAGUCGAUCUGCCACACGACGGGUUGAUUGUUAGUCAAGCAUUUCUGAAGUUCCUGUUGGAAUAG
Molecule: messenger RNA, 768 nt
Organism: Cladophialophora psammophila CBS 110553
Lineage: Eukaryota; Fungi; Ascomycota; Eurotiomycetes; Chaetothyriales; Herpotrichiellaceae
Exons: 3
Coding region: 1-768 (255 amino acids)
Cellular component (GO): nucleus; cytosol
Source: RefSeq, a predicted model, not a curated record